GCAUUCAUUUAUUUUGAUUCAGGUGAAGACACAGGAUAUACGGGAAAGCCUUUGCCAACUUACAAACCGGUAUCGCAAUUGGUACCCCUUGGUGGUGUUGCAAGACUUUUCUGCGAGGCUUACCUAGGAAGGGUGGAUCUUCCGGAUGCAAGAAAUUCAGUCACGUGGUCCAAGGUCGAUAGCAAUCUCACUCUUCCUAACCACGGUAGAAUUUCUCAGCACAGAGUAUCGCGGGAGGAUGACCAGAUCGUUGGCUCAUAUUUGGAAAUUGAAGAUAUCACUCUGAUAGACUAUGGAGAAUAUGAAUGUGAAGUAAGCAAUGGCGUAGAUGAAGAAAUUGCAUUACCAGCUCAUGUAUAUCGUCAAGAAAUUCAAGUGGAUCUGGGACUUCAGAAUGGUUCUUGGAGGAGAGCUUUGCUUCUGGCUGUUCUAGUAUUGCUAUUUCUAGUUUCUGCCGUUGCAUUUUAUGCUCGAUGCUGGCUUAUGAUAGUGGUACUUUGCCGUGACAAAUUCGCACCUCUUGAGGAAAACGGUAAUUAUUAGCACUUCUUACGUCAUGUAUUUAAUUAACAAUUUUU
Molecule: messenger RNA, 578 nt
Organism: Cephus cinctus (wheat stem sawfly)
Lineage: Eukaryota; Metazoa; Arthropoda; Insecta; Hymenoptera; Cephidae
Exons: 3
Source: RefSeq, a predicted model, not a curated record